AUUGGUGAGAACCAGAGCAACAUGUCUUCCGAGGACUUCAGUACCCUGAGUAGCGUGUACCCCGUGCUCACUGACGAGAGACUCAGCAAGGCUCUCUCUGACUGGUUCAAGGAGAACGUCACCUUUACUCGAUGGGAGCACGUCGGCAAAACGGGUAAGGGCGACUCCUGCUUAAGUGAAGUGAUUCGCAUCAAAAUCUUUGGGAAAACAGACCCAAGAGAUCUCAAAUAUAUACAAAUCGUUCUCAAAAGCAUCCCUAAAAGUGUCUCCCGUCGUCUCACCUUCAGGUGUGACGAGUUCUUCAAAAACGAAAUACUUUUCUACACAGAAGUCCUACCAGCUAUGCUUAAAUUUCAAUCCACCAAAAAUAUAUCAGAUCCUUUCGAUAACCAUGCAAAAGUCUUUCUAACGCAUUGUGAUGGAGAAAACGAUAUAAUUUGUCUCGAAGAUGUUUCCAUAUACAAGUUCAAACCAUACCCUGUGAGACAGGAAGGAAUAGAAUACGAACAUUGUAAAGUCACCUUUAAUGCUAUGGCUAAAUUCCACGCGCUUUCCUUUGCUAUGAGAGACCAAAAACCAGAAGAGUUUAACGGAAUAAGCAAUUUAAUAUUUGAAAAUUACUAUGAUGAGCGCAUCUGGGAUUGGUUUAAAGAUUACUGGACACGUAUAUUUAGUAUCGCUAUUGACGCAGUUGAACAAGAAUAUCCUAAUUCCAAAUAUGUCGAAAAGGUAAAAGAAUUCGCUGGUACAGAGACAUAUAAAAAGAUGAUAAAGGCAGUCCAAGACCGUAAGUACGGAGUGAUUUCUCACGGUGAUGCUUGGACGAACAAUUUCCUGUAUAAAUAUGUAAACGGACAGCCCAAUGAUGCUAUAAUGAUAGAUUUCCAGCUUGCUAGAUGCGCGUCACCAGUUUUAGAUAUCAGUUUUGUCAUAUACGCUUGUACUACAGAAGAUAUGCGGGAAAAAUAUUAUGAUGAACUAUUGAAGUAUUAUUAUGAAGUCCUUUCGAGACAAAUACGGGCGUAUGGAAGUUAUCCUAAUGAGGUUUAUUCGUGGGAGGCCUUUAUGGCGGAAGUGAAUAAGUAUUCGUUCUUUGGUCUAGCGUUUAGUUUUUCGUCUACGCCGCAUAUAGUGUUACCUCCUGAAGAAGCUUUUGACAUGGAUUUGAAGGGUCAUAAAAAGCACAACAUAGCCGACAUCUGGACGUUAACUCCGUUCAAGACUAAAGAGGGACGCCAGAGGGAGGCCAACAAUGUGAAGCACUGUGUUGACCACGGUUACAUAUAAAUUGAUAUUGUUUGCCCAAUGAGCCAUAAUAACCCUAAUGUCUGCAUUGAGGACCUCAGUGGAUAGAUUUAGCGCAGAUCUAUCCUGGUACUACCUCCCUGUGUAGAAACGGACUAUACGGAUGUAUGGAUAUGAUAUUUAAUAAUAAAAUGUAGAAUAAAAGACGACUCACGAUGAACUUGCAACUCGGUCCGAACUCGGAUAUUUCAAUUAUAAACAUUGCAGUAAGUUACUGUGUGUAUAGGGAUAGUAGGGAUGUCCAAGUCAAUCUUGCAAUAAAGUAUUAAAACGAAUAAUCAGAAUAAAUAAAUUAACAAGUAUCA
Molecule: messenger RNA, 1610 nt
Organism: Cydia pomonella (codling moth)
Lineage: Eukaryota; Metazoa; Arthropoda; Insecta; Lepidoptera; Tortricidae
Exons: 4
Coding region: 22-1287 (421 amino acids)
Source: RefSeq, a predicted model, not a curated record